Silurus meridionalis is the source of this 2080-nucleotide messenger RNA. RefSeq names its product potassium channel tetramerization domain containing 14 (gene kctd14). The transcript has 2 exons. The record is from RefSeq and is a predicted model, not a curated record. Gene Ontology annotation, molecular function: protein binding. Gene Ontology annotation, biological process: protein homooligomerization. The coding region runs from base 722 to 1447 and encodes 241 amino acids. Lineage: Eukaryota; Metazoa; Chordata; Actinopteri; Siluriformes; Siluridae.
CAAUUCUGACCCAUCAAAAGAACCUUCAGUCGAUAUGUGUGCAUCAGAACUGGACGAAGAAACAAUGGAGGAAGGCAGCCUGGUCAAAACUUACCCAAACAUUCUUGCAGAUGAUAAAUGCACUUCUUCAUAUUACAUUCUCUAAAAGCAGUGGCAUUUAAAGCAAGAUAAUUCACCACGUGACCCUGCAAAAAUUGUUCAGGAAUGGUUGGAGAAACAGUGUUGACUUUCCUUUAUAUGCCCCAGAUUCCAAUAUAAUAGACUUCUCUGGGAUGUACUGAACAAACAAGUCUGAUCCCUGAAGGCCCCACCUGAAACUCUUUAAAGGAUCUGCUGCUAAUAUCUUGGUGUCAGAUACCACAGCAUGCUUUUAGAGGUCUGGUGGAGUCCAUGGAGCACAGGAGAAGCCUACACCCUAUUAGACAGGAGGUAUUGUUAAGGCUGAUCAGAAAAAAAAUAAACAACUAAAAAAAGCAUGGAUGUAUUAUAUUUCUGAUAAAUAACGCCGUUAAUAGUGAAUGUAAACAUGGCUAGGUUUGCUAGUGUUUCGAGUCUGGAGGUAUUCCAGGUAAAUAUAUCGAGCUGCGUGCGUCCAGUAAACUUGGGAGUUUUCGAGUUCAUUUUUUUUUAAGAGUCGCAGAAGCCACGCCCACUGAACGCAGUACACCAACCUGGUGACUCCAGCAGGUAAAACACAGAGAGCAGCUCCGAUCACUCAGCCAUGAGCCUUCCUGACAUCAAAUCAUCACGGAAACUGGCAGUCCAGCCUAUUCAGCAGUGCUCAGUCGUACAGCUGAAUGUCGGCGGUCAGGUAUACACCACCACCCUGGUGACCCUGCGCAAAUUCCCCAACUCGAAGCUGGCUGAGAUGUUCAGCGCACCUCUCAAACUCAUAAAGGAUGCAGAGGGUCGCUGUUUUAUAGACCGGGAUGGGACACACUUUAGGGCGAUUCUUGACUACCUCCGUUCAGAGGAAGUUCCUACUCAGAAUUUGCUGGAGGUUCACAAAGAGGCGGUGUAUUAUAAUAUAAAACCACUGGUGAAACUUCUAGACGAGUCACCUCAGUUUUUCGGGGAGAGGGUAGGAAGGCAGCAGUUUCUGUCCCAUGUACGCAACUACCACGAGAAUCUAGAAGUCAUCAUCAGGGUGGGCAGAGCAGAGGCCAUGGCCUCACGAUACACCACAAUAAUCAUAUGUAUCCUAAAGACAGAUGAUGACCUGGCAAGGUACAACGAUGCCCUGCUUAAUCUUGAUACAAAAAAGGAAUCAAUUGUGAGUUUUGGGCCCUGGAAUGCUCAAGCUUCCGUAGAGGAUCUUCUGGAUUGUAUAAAAAUGGACAUUGAGGCAAAAGGAUAUAAAGUGAGCAUCAAACCACACAACACAGAGAAAGGCUUUCUGUUUAAAAGCCAUGGUUUCUUCUAUAUGCUGACUUUUACCUGGUGGUGACUAGCAAUUGUAGUUCUACCCAGCUGUGUGGGAGUGGAAUGUAUUGAAAUAGUGAUACACGGAGGUCAUGAAUCUUUAUAAAAUCCACCUACACACACUUCAGAUAAGAAAAGUGUGUUAUCUGUUAUUUUAGACCCACCUAAAAUGCAGACAUGUGUUAUAUAGGGCUUAUUCAGGAUCUUUGGCAGCUGUAGCCACCCUUGUUUAAUAUUUACUCUAGUUUGUACCGGCCCAUUACACCAUGUGAUCUUGAUGCGCUCAAAAAAUGCAGUGUGAGAGUGUACAAAGUAUUUUAUAGAAUAAUAUUUAUAUCUUUGAGAUAAAAGAAAGCACAAGAGGAUGUUCUGUUAUUGGAAAGUCAAUGCCAUGUCAUGAUAAGACGCCCAACAUCAUUAGAAUUUUUCUUUUAACUAAUAACUGUUAGGUUGCAAAUUGCUUUAUUCACAUUAUACCACUGUGAUUUGCCAAGAAUUGCAAAUUUUUACUUAUAAUUUACAAUUUGUACUUUCUUUUUUUUUUUUUUUUACGUUUUUAGUCCAUACUAACCUUGUGAAACAUCUAUGAGACAACAGAGUUUCUGCUGCCACUUACUGCUUUCAUAAACUGUUAAUAAAAUUCUCCUUAGAGGAAAUG